Molecule: messenger RNA, 5599 nt
Organism: Lucilia cuprina (Australian sheep blowfly)
Lineage: Eukaryota; Metazoa; Arthropoda; Insecta; Diptera; Calliphoridae
Gene: grh
Product: protein grainyhead
Exons: 16
Coding region: 1583-5167 (1194 amino acids)
Biological process (GO): regulation of transcription by RNA polymerase II
Cellular component (GO): nucleus
Molecular function (GO): DNA-binding transcription activator activity, RNA polymerase II-specific; RNA polymerase II cis-regulatory region sequence-specific DNA binding
Source: RefSeq, a predicted model, not a curated record
GUUUGAAAAAAAAAAUAUCAAACGAACAAAAACGAAAUCCAUAUCAAAAUGAAAUGUGUUGAGCAACUAAAUUGUAUUAAAUAUUGAAAAUAAAAUUUUAAUUCAAAUUUUGUUGAAAGAAACCAAAAACAAAUUUAUGUUGGUUAAUGCAAAAAAUAAAUUAAAGAAAACAAAAUAACAAAAAACCCAACCUCGUCAUAGUUUACGACCACAACGAGGAGGAAUACGUACGUAAGAAAUAAAAACACAAAAAAAUAAAAACAAAUUCCAACGGUGCAGUGGCUUGUGAGUUAACGCGGCUCAAUACAAUUCGUUUAAGCGUCAGUGACUUCGUGCGGGAAAAGACAGAUUUCGUUAAACAAAAAUAAUAAAUAAAAUUUUGUUAAAUAUUUAAACCGAAUUAUAUUGUGUUGCAUUCUAUUCUUGUAAAUGAUUUAUUUUUCUUAGUUAUACAUAAUUAAUUAUACUCUUUUUUUUUAAUUUAAGUUACAAUUGUGAUAAAAAUAUAUUUAAUAAAUCUAAAAAUAAGUCUGCCAUAUAUAUACACAAACAUAUACAUACACAUAUAUUUUUAUAAAAAAAAAACGAAAAGAUAUAAAUGUAAACAAGGACCAACAAGUAUUGCAAGUAAUAUAAAAGAAAAGAAAAAACAAAAUAAAAUAAAUUAAAAUUAAUAAUAAGAAAAAGUGCCUUAAAAUUUAAAAUUUAAUUAAAUUUAUUGACAAAAUACUUAUUUAACAAGUAUUCUGUAAAACAAAAAAAAAAAAAAAAAAGAAAAAGAGCGUAAGAGAGCAAGAGAAGAAUAAAUAAUAAAUAAAAUAAAAUAGUGCAAAAACAAUUGUGUUACCAUGAAAUAAAACGCUGCUAACUGUAAAAGAAACUCAAUAUCUUUGUUAUGGUUUCAUCAAGCUUACAUUUCUCAUUGCACAUCAUGAUGUGAUUCUGUCCCGUUCAAUUCAUUUACAACAAUAUACAGAAAUACAUUGACCUCUUCCUGGGUAAUGUAAUUUGAGACAAGUUGAGAACUUAAAGUGUGCCAUACCACCAAGGAUUCCAAAAACCGAAUUAAAUCAGCCACAGAAUACAAACAAAAGUAUAAACAAGUUUAUUGACAAUAUAUCAAAUAUUCAAUAUUCAUAUUUGUAACGGUCACAACGAACAAAUUUAACCACAAAUGCCGUCCUUUUGAAACUGAAAUUAAAACUGAGAUUAAAGUGCCUUCUUAUUAUAUUAACAUUAACAUUAUUAUACUUCCAUUUACAUUACAUAAACAUCGAUAAGUAAACAAACAUACAUACAUAUAUACAUAAAUAUUAUGUACACGUAGCAGAUUAAGUUAUACAUAAAUACAUAUAUACAAAUAUUCAUCGCAUAUUUUUUAUAUUCGUAAACAACUUUUACAUUCUUCGUUACUUUUAAGAGCCAUAUUUAGACAUACGAUACAUAAAUGGGAUUAGAUCCCUAGCAGAAGUUGCUACAAAAGAGACGAGAAACAAGUGCAAUUUUUUUUGUAAAAGAACCCUAAACUAGGGGAAACAGUUUUAACUUUGAUUCUAAGAAUCUAUUUGUCAUUUGGCAUAAGAUGUCAUCAUCGCCUGCUACAACAAGUGUUAUAACUGCAAACGAACUUGCUUUAACGGCGGCUCAAGCCAAUAUGCAUCAUCGUGGUGGACACAUGAAUGAAGCACCUCUUUCGCCAGCUCGUGCUAAUUCCGUAUCGGUGGCUGGUGCAACUGGCACAACGACAGGAAAUAUAGUUUCAACAAGUAUGGCCAAUUCGGGUGCUGGGACGGGCAAUGGCUUGCCGUUGAUAUCACCGAAUGCAAUGCAUCGUUCACCCGACAGUCCUCAGCCGGAAUUGGCUACCAUGACAAAUGUAAAUGUUUUAGACUUGCACACAGAUUCAUCGAAACUUUACGAUAAAGAUGCCGUUUUUAUCUAUGAAAGUCCAAAAGUUGUAAUGACCGGUGGUAGUCAACAAGACGAUCAUGUUAUUGAUGCUCGCAUGGUGGCUCAGUUAAAUCAGCAACAGUCUGCUGUACAAACAGCUCACGAGAAUCAACCAUUGGCCAAGAUUGAGUUUGAUGAAAAUCAAAUAAUACGCGUGGUAGGCCCAAAUGGAGAACAGCAACAGAUUAUUUCGCGAGAAAUCAUAAAUGGAGAACAUCAUAUUUUAUCGCGGAACGAGGCUGGCGAACACAUUCUCACUCGUAUUGUUAGUGAUCCAUCUAAGUUGAUGCCGAACGAUAAUGCUGUAGCUGCAGCCAUGUUUAAUCAGGCACAGAAGCUGGCCAAUGAUCACAAUGUUUACCAGACCUCGCCACUGGAUGCCUCUGUUCUUCAGCACUAUGACUCCGAAGCCGUGGUUAAAACUGAAGUUGAUAUAUAUGACGAACAAAAGAAACACAAUGCCGGGCAAAUUAUCUACACAACAUCUGAUCAAGAUGGCGGCGGCGGUGGUGGAGGUGGUAACACGAAACAAUUGUCUCACUUGCCCAUGGGUACCAAACUGGACCCCGAUAUGUAUCCGUCAGAUAAACAUAUCGAUUUGAUCUACAACGAUGGCAACAAAACCGUCAUCUACACUACAACUUCGGAUCAGAAGGGCUUAGAAAUUUAUUCUGGCAGUGAUUUAAGCGGUUUAGUGGCCGAUGGCCAAGUCGUAGUACAAGGUGGUUUACAAUAUGCCGGUUCCGGCGGUGCUGGUGGCCAGCCCGUUUAUAUUGUAUCAGAUGGUGCCUUGCCACCUGGUGUGGAAGGUCAUAUUCAAAGUGCUCCCAGUGCAAAGCUAAACGGUCAAACCACACCUCUUGAUGUGUCGAGCCUAUCGCAAAACGAGAUACAAGGCUUAUUGCUUGGCUCACACCCAUCAGCAACAACGGCUGCUGUGGCGGCUGCUGCCGCAAAUGUCACCACAACAACAACUCUAGCACAACAACAGCAGCAGCAACAACAACAACAGCAGCAGCAAUCAACCAUAGUUAGUGCAGCUGGUGGGGGUACGGGUACAGUGGUCAUAACAGCUGAUCAACAUCGUCAACAGGCCACUACGACCACGAUAAACAUUAAAAGGGAACCGGAAGAUUUACGUAAAGAUCCUAAAAAUGGUACCGCUAGUAAUGGCUCAACAGCCAGUAGCGGACAAAAGGUUAUUGUAUUACAACAAUCACCAUCGCCCACACAAAUACAUAUCAAAGAACCGCCACUUAGUCCUGGAAGCCCAACAAAUCAUACAGAAACCAUGUACGCUGCCGGCGGCGGCACUCAAAUUUAUCUGCAGGGUCCUCAUCAAAACUCCGCAGCUGGACCAGGCAGCAAUGUAAACACACAAACACCCAGCCCCGGACCUUAUAUUGGAGCCGAUGGCUAUGGCAUGUAUACAACUAGUCGCUUGACAACAGCUCCAACCACCACAUUCAUCUCGGAACCCUACUAUCGUGAAUAUUUCCCAACAGAUGGUCAAGGUUAUGCACCUACCCGCACUAUAUACGGCGACAGUGAAGGUCCCCAUCCGGGUACCACUUAUGAAGGACGUUUCACUACCACAACCACCAACAGUGGUAUACCACCUCCCCAUCCAUCAGCGAAUGUAACGAAAAACAAUGGUGGCACCCCCAUCUAUGCAAAGACAGUAACAGCUGCUGGCCUCACAGUCGACUUACCCAGUCCGGAUUCCGGCAUAGGAGCAGACGCUAUUACACCCCGAGAUCAAAACAAUAUACAACAGUCCUUCGAUUAUACGGAACUUUGUCAGCCCGGUUCAUUGCUGGAUAACAAUGGCGGCAUACCGGUUUCGGUCAAUAGCAUACAACGUGGUGCUGUCAGUGUUCAUGGUGGCCAAAAUAGUCCCACAACCUCAUUAGGUGGCACCAGUGCUAAUGGUAGUGCUACACGUUCCAGGCCAUGGCACGAUUUUGGUCGACAAAAUGAUGCUGAUAAAAUACAAAUACCAAAAAUAUUCACAAAUGUUGGUUUCAGAUAUCAUCUAGAGUCGCCAAUAAGUUCAUCCCAAAGACGAGAAGAUGAUCGAAUAACCUACAUCAACAAGGGACAAUUCUAUGGCAUCACCUUGGAAUAUAUACCCGAUCCCGAUAAGCCCAUCAAAAAUACAACAGUUAAGAGUGUGAUUAUGUUAAUGUUCCGUGAAGAGAAAUCGCCUGAAGAUGAAAUUAAAGCCUGGCAAUUUUGGCACAGUCGACAACAUUCUGUGAAACAAAGAAUCUUAGAUGCAGAUACCAAGAACUCAGUGGGUUUAGUUGGCUGCAUUGAGGAAGUCUCCCACAAUGCCAUAGCAGUCUAUUGGAAUCCUUUAGAAAGUUCUGCAAAGAUAAAUAUCGCCGUGCAAUGUUUAAGUACAGAUUUUAGCAGUCAAAAGGGUGUGAAGGGUUUACCACUACAUGUACAAAUCGAUACAUUUGAAGAUCCUCGUGAUGCCCAAGUCUUCCAUCGAGGCUAUUGUCAAAUUAAAGUUUUCUGCGAUAAGGGUGCCGAACGUAAAACUCGUGAUGAGGAACGGCGUGCUGCUAAGCGUAAAAUGACCGCUACGGGACGUAAAAAAUUAGACGAACUUUAUCAUCCGGUUACAGAUCGUUCAGAGUUUUAUACAAUGCAGGAUCUUACCAAGCCGCCGGUAUUAUUUUCACCAGCCGACGAUUUGGAUAAGGGCUUCUAUGGCCAUGAGUCUGAUGGAGCGCCAGAUUUAAAAGGUGCCUCACCAUUCCUCUUGCAUGGACAAAAGGUAGCCACGCCAACAUUGAAAUUUCACAAUCACUUUCCGCCCGACAUGCAGACUGACAAAAAAGAUCAUAUUUUGGAUCAAGGUUUAGCCAUGGGUGAAUUUGGACCUCCUUUGAAGCGUGGCCGCAUGACACCGCCCACCAGUGAACGGGUCAUGUUGUAUGUGAGACAAGAAAAUGAAGAUGUUUACACCCCCCUACAUGUUGUGCCACCCACCACCAUCGGCCUCUUAAAUGCGAUUGAAAAUAAAUAUAAAAUAUCCACAACGAGUAUAAAUAAUAUUUAUCGAACAAAUAAAAAGGGGAUUACGGCGAAAAUUGAUGAUGACAUGAUUUCGUAUUAUUGCAACGAAGACAUUUUCUUAUUGGAGGUGCAACAACUGGAGGAGGAAUUGUAUGAUAUAACGUUAACAGAAUUGCCAAACCACUGAUGGCAAAACAAUACGACUUCUCCUCCCACCAACAUAAGAGACUUGUUGAAACAGCAUUUCUUUUUUCAUUAAAAUAAUGUACGACGAUGUAAAAGAAAAAGGAAAACUAUCUUUUUGUUUAAUCUAAAGGAUUGAUGGAUGGAUGAUAUUCUUUUGUGUGUAUAUAGCCAUAAAAAUAGUAGUAAUAACAAUAAUAAUUAAUAAUGUUAACAAUUUAAUUAACAACAACAAAUCAACGUUUGAUUAACAUAUAAAUGUACAACAAUUAUUGAAGAGAAGCAGCAGCUCACUCCAACAUAUAGACCUACAAAUACUGAUGGACUCAAAGUUAAUGCACAAAUAAUCUAAAGGUUACAAUAAUAUAAACUACAAAAAAAAAAACAACAACAACAUCAUCAAGUAAAUUAUAUAAACUUUAUAUAUAUAUAUAUA